GCUUCCUGUUCUUCUUCGCCUUCACCGACAUUUUCCGGUUCCCCUUGAUGGGCACUUUGAUAUAGGGAAAUUAUUUGUCAAAUUUCUCGUGAUGAAUGGAAUAAGUAGUUGGUCGUUUCACAUCAUUGAAUCUCCUGGUUUGGCUGGUGAGGAACUGGGGCCUUUUCAUGAGCAAGAAAGAGCAUGAUACUGGGAACAUAAAUGACAGUUUCUGCAAUGGAGGAGCCCAUUCCAGAAUCUCCGGCAGAGGCCCAAGUUGUUGACUGGGGUGAUGCAAAGUAUGUCUACGAACAUGUUCUAGCACUGAUUGGUAGUCUUGAAACAGUUAAAGGCAAGAUUUCUGAGAUAGAGUCCACCUUCUGCAGCCUUCAGGAAGCCAAAGAUGAGAUUUCUCGGAUAGAAUCCAUCUUCUGCCGCGACCUUUACCCAAAUUUCCAGUCAAAAUAUAAAACCUUGCAGAAAAUCUAUUCUGAGGCAAAGAAAGCUGCAGAAGACUUGUGGAAGGAGAAGGAAAAUAAGUUCAUACUACAAGUUGAGAAACUUCAACUUGAGAAGGAAAUGAUGCAGAAAGAGCAUGAAGAAAGAAUACAAGGAACCCUUGAAAAACUAAGAAGUAAGGAACUGAAAAUCCAAGAGCUAGAAAAGAAACUUAUGUUCAAGGAAGAUGAUGAAGGAAUUGAAUUGCAGAGAAAUUUGAUCCGAUUGAUUCAAACAAAAGCCAAUGUGAUUGUGAAUAAGGACAAACAACUAAGAGAGCAUGAAAAGAAAAUAGAUGUGCUUCUUGCUGACCUGAAAAUCAUGGAGAACAAAGUUGAAUUUCUCCAGAAGGUUCUUAGAGAAAAGAUUGAAGAAGUUAUCAAAGGAAAGGAGUUGGAAGAAAAUCUUCUUGGAAGGAUUAAUUUGCAAACCUUGGAAAUCAAGAAUAAUGAACAGCUACUGAUUGAUUAUGAGAGGGAGAAAAAACAGCUUAUGACAAAAUUUGAACAAUUGAAGGAAAAUUUAAAUGGAGUCAAUGAGGAGCUGAAGAAAAAGACAGAAGAAGUUGAGGAGGGAAGAAAAUUGCAAGAAGGUUUGCUGAAACUAGUUGAUUCAAAUGGUUCAGAAAAUUUAAGGACUAAGCAACAGUUAGCAGAGCACAAAGAAGCGAAGGAACUGCUUCUCACCAAAGUUAAAGAUUUGGAGGAGAAAGUUAAUGAGCUUCAGUUGAAGCUACAAGAAAGGAGUGAUCAUGAAGCCAAAGAAGGAGAUUUUUACAAAAAGUUAAUUCAACAGAUUGAGCCAAAAGACUCUGAGCUAUUGGCUGAGCAGAAUAAAUACAUGAAGCUUCUUGAUGGUUACAAGAGGCUGAAAUCACAAUACAACUACCUCCUCAGUAAGAAAGGUCUUAAUCUAGAGAAUGUGAUAACACCACAUAAAUCAGAACGUGCAAGGCAUCAUCACCAUGAAAAUUCUCCGCCAGCUAACGGAAACAAAACUCUUGAUGCUCCUGCUGUUGCUUGUGACCUGACAAAAGUUAAGGAUGAAACCAUUUUCAAUGAUAAUUCAGAGGACGAGAAAGGGCUCAAAUCAAUUCAAACCUCUCGUCCUCGCUCUCCCAAUUCCAAUCUUCCCACAGCACAAUGUGUGCCGAGUACAAAAUCCUAUCCUGUUGCUGGAAGAAAACGACCAUUUUCUGGUUGGAGGGAGACUAGGUCCCGUCAGCAGCAAGGUGGAUCUGAUCCCCAUGAUGAUUUUCUUGAUACUCCCUUGGAAAACAUCAGAGGAAACCUGAGUAAAGUAGCAAAGGAAGAUCAUCCAGGCCCAGUUCCAGAAGGCAUUCAAGCUGAUAGCUCAGAUGAUGAAACACAGGACUUGAAUGUUGAUCCCACGCCAGAAAAUCAAGAAAUGCCAAUUCAAAUAGGUGAUAAGAGAAACUUUAAGUAUGUGGAACCGAUAAGAAAGAAGUCAGAACGGGAAAAUUUGAAAGGAUUCGAAUGCAAUCAGUGCAAGAAAUUCUAUGAUGCAGUUCUUGAUGAUGGAAGCAGGAAUAAUGACAGUAAUAAGCAUAACAUCCGUUGUGAGCAUCAUCAGGGUGUUUCUAGGCACCGGUAUAAAUAUAAUCCUCCUCUAACUCCCGAAGGGUUUUGGAAUAUCGGGUUUGAAUCUGAAAUGUAAUGUUUUGAGCUGGAGUCUGAAUAACCAUCUGUUUCUUUUUAAAAUAAUUGAAUGUCAUUUAA
Messenger RNA from Rubroshorea leprosula, 2216 nucleotides. The record is from the annotation of a GenBank genome assembly. NCBI's taxonomy places the organism in Eukaryota, Viridiplantae, Streptophyta, Magnoliopsida, Malvales, Dipterocarpaceae.